Messenger RNA from Linum trigynum, 2253 nucleotides. NCBI's taxonomy places the organism in Eukaryota, Viridiplantae, Streptophyta, Magnoliopsida, Malpighiales, Linaceae. The record is from the annotation of a GenBank genome assembly.
CCCAAUCUCUCUUGUUCCUCGAUAGCUCCUUCCCCGCAAACCCUAAAAUCACACGGCGCCAACUCAUCGCCGGUCCCAUUUCGUAUCGCGCUUUCGCCCACGAUACCGGGACUUGAAUCAGCUGGAGACUGGUUUCCAAUUUUGUUUUCGCCUGGAAAAAAAGUCGGUGUAUUUCAGCGAUGGGUCUGAUCAGGAAGGCAGGAGGCGUGGCGCCUCUGAAGAAACGCGCGAGGACGACGGAUACAGAUGAGAAACGAACGAUUCCGGAAUCGAAAUCGAUAGCUGCUGCAUCGGCUUCACUCGCCGCGAUAUGGAGGUCAUACGAGCGUACCGAGGGCAGGUUGGAAGCCUUGUCCCGCAGUCUGGGCUACGUAUGCCCAAUCGGGCCAUUCAGACGGGCGGUGGUUUAUCCAUCUCCGGCCGCGCUAGUGGCUACGCAUGAUUCCGUGUCGGAAAUGGAGAGGGCUUUGGAGCACAUGGAGAGGAGAUUGGAAGCCUUGUGCCGCAUCAAUGGCUGCGCACGCCCAGUGGCGCCCAGGGCUUAGUUGCUCUUCACGAGGUAGUUUUCUUUCUCUUUUACUUUCAGCUGUAGUGUAUAGGGAUUGUUAGUUGUUGUUGAAUGUCUAGAUGAUCUUAAGAUUGGAAUGUGAGACAUUGUAGAUUUAGGGGUGGAUGCAAUAUGAGAAUGAAUGCUUGAAAGUAGAGCCAUUUGUGUUUGAUGGUUGCAUGAAUUGUGGGGAUCAAAGGUGAGCUGUUCUCGAACUCAAGAGAAUAGCAGCAGCCUAAUGUGAGAUUUUGAGCCAAAAGAUUUGAUGAUUUCUUGUUCUGUGCCGUGCUGGUUUGGUUUGCCUUGUAAACUAGAACUUGCAUGAUACUGAACAGCAGCAGAAUAAUGUGAGAUUUCGAUCUUAAAACUGAUGAUUUCUUGUGGGGCAGUAUUGCUUGCAUUGUAAGUCCAGAACUUGCAUGAUUCUAUACCUGAGGUAGUAUUAGGCAGUUAAAGCUGAUAGGGGCAAUUAGGAUCACCAUGUAACUAUAUGGUAUGGCUGUUAUUCCCUUUUGAGCCUUACACUUUCUUCCGAAUUCAUCACAUUCAACUGCAUACCCCGUAAGUGUAUUGACCAUUCGGAAUCUAUCUUCACAAGCAUGUAGUUUUAGGUCGAUUAAUUUGAUCAAUCAUUAAGGUUAGAGUUGCCGUGCAUCUUUAUUGGUUGUUAAUUUGACAUGCUGCUGAAGGUUUAUUGAGAUAAUGAUAGUGGUAACAACAACAGAGAAGUCAGCUUUCAUGUAGUGCAGUGGCUGCUACUGUUGCAGUUGUAUCCUCUGCCCCCUGCAUUCCUGGCAAUUGUGGAAGUUUAGAGGAGGAAGGACAAAAGGCUGGGGAAGGCUCAUAUCUUCUGGGGAAGAUUGGAAAGGGGAUAAGAAGAAACUUUAUUUUCUCCUUUAUUUCCUGUAAGAUAGCUGUUUAAUAUAGAUAAAUUAUGUUCCCUUGGAUGAUAAACUAAAUCUCAAUUUUCUAGGACUUUGGGCAAUGUAGCAACGGAUAGGUCUAUCUAUGCUCUGUUUUCCUAUUUAUGUGUAGAAUUCAUAAUGCUUUGCGUUGAUUGACCACUUUCACAUCAAAAUUGCGGUUUUCUUGGCUAAUACAUCGAGAGAAAUCCUGGCAGCUGAGCACCCUUACAAUUGUCACAUUUGUCGACCCAAGUGAGAGUGAAGUGAUUGAGGAAGUUAGUUAAUUCGACCUUUACACGGUUAGUUCUCUCAUUAAUGGUAGUAUGGAAGUAGAGGGUAUAUUCGUUCGAGUUGGAAGUUACUGCUUUUCACCUGAAUUAAGUGGUGUCGUCUCUAGCCAUCGUCAUUGCACAGCAGAGUGUCUCUGCUCUUAUCCAAUUUGCAAGGAAGGGGUGAGUAUGUGUACAGCAAAGCUCGAAAAGAAAGGCCUAGUUUGUAUACAGUAAGCUUGACGAGAAACCAUAGGGACAAGAAUCAUAAAGGUUAGGAAAAUCAUGGACGAAAGUUAAGAUCAUGAUCUUGCUGUAUUAACUCCCCUAGAAGCAGCACUGAAGGAGAAGAAACUAGCCACAAUAUCAAAAGGUAUACGUGUUCAAGUUGGAAAUUUUACUGCUUUUCACCUGAGUUUAAGUGGUUUCGUCUCAAGCCAUUCUCAUAGCAAAACAGAGUCUGCUCAUAUCGGAUGUCUGCGAAGGGACAGAGUCUGCUCAUAUCAAUUUGCAAUAAAGGCGUGAUAUGUGU